CUCUCCUGGCUGCGUUUGGUUGGGUCUCUCCGCUACCCUUUCUCUCGGCGGUGGGUCGGAGCCGCUGUCCCUGGCCUCGCAUGUUUCCCUCUGGAUUCCUGUUUUCAGUUUGAUGCCCCUCUGGUAGAUUUGCUCAUUUAAACGCCUCUGAAAGGCCACUCCCGGGCGUGCGUGAACACAGCGGUGUUUUAUUUGCCCUUGUUGUAUUUCUCAUCUUAAGGCUUAAAUCCAAACAUGUCUGUGGUUAGCGGAUCGUCUGGGCCGGUUGCCCGGCUCGAGGGCCGUGAAUUCGAAUACAUGAUGAAAAAGCGCUCGGUAACCAUCGGUCGGAACUCCUCCCAGGGCUCCGUGGACGUGAGCAUGGGCCACUCCAGCUUCAUCUCACGGAGGCACCUGGAGAUAUUCACCACCAGCGACGACGGCACCGGCAGCGGAGACUUCUAUCUGAGGUGUCUCGGUAAAAAUGGGGUGUUUGUGGACGGAGUGUUCCUGAGACGGGGCGCCCCUCCUCUGCAGCUACCGCGAAUGUGCACCUUCAGGUUUCCCAGCACCAAUAUUAAGAUAUCCUUCACGGCCCUGUCCAGUGGGAAGAAAGUGAAGCGUGAGGCGCCAGAGUCUCCAGUGAAACCAGUUCAGCCCCAGAUCUCCCCUCUAACCAUCAACAUUCCAGACAACAUUGCUCACCUAAUGAGCCCCCUGCCGUCGCCCACCGGCACCAUCAGCGCUGCUAAUUCCUGCCCCUCCAGCCCGCGGGGUGCUGGAUCUUCAGGCUACAGGAUGGGAGGUCGUAUGGUCAGCUCUGCAGAGCUGCAGCUCAUAAACGACAACUCCCAGCCUGAGAACGACAAAGAGGCCUCUGGAGGGGACAGUCCCAAGGAUGACUCCAAGCCUCCGUACUCCUAUGCACAGCUGAUUGUCCAGGCCAUCACGUUGGCCCAGGACAAGCAGCUCACACUAAAUGGAAUCUACAAUCAUAUAACGAAGAACUACCCGUACUACAGGACCGCAGACAAGGGCUGGCAGAACUCGAUCCGUCACAACCUCUCUCUGAACCGUUAUUUCAUCAAAGUGGCGAGGUCGCAGGAAGAACCUGGUAAAGGUUCGUUCUGGAGGAUAGACCCGUCUUCAGAAGCCAAGCUGAUCGAGCAGGCCUUCAGGAAACGAAGGCCUCGGGGAGUUCCCUGCUUCAGGACCCCACAUGGACCGCUCUCCUCCAGGAGCGCCCCAGCUUCUCCCAACCACUCUGGGGUUCUGUCCGCUCACUCCAGCGGUGUCCAGACCCCAGACAGUCUGUCUCGAGAGGGCUCCCCCGUCCCGGUAGAACCGGAAACUUCUUCUGCUCCUGCACCAGUGACCACCACCACAGUGCAGCCCAAACUGGCUGUGAUCCAGGAAGCACGCUUUGCACAAAACACACCAGGCUCGCCUGUUAGCAACCAGCCGGUACUCAUAGCAGUCCAGCGCCAGUUACCUCAAACCAUCAAGCCCGUGACUUACACCAUGGCCUCCCCUGUGAGCACCAGCAGCUCCCAGCCUGCGGUCCAGACCGUCCAUGUCCUGCAGCAGAUCCCAGCUGGAUCCCUCAGCAUCGCUCAGCCAGCCACCAUCAUUAAGAGUGAACCGCAGGAAAACGGCGAGCACACAGAAGUCAAAGUUAAAAUUGAGACGGUUCCCACCAUCGGCUCGGUUAGUGCCACCGGCCGCAUCAUCCAGAGCUCCCAGUCCGCUACACCCCUGCAAACUGUUACCAUUGUGCAGCAGGCUCCCAUAGGUCAGCACCAGCUGCCCAUUAAGACCAUUACACAGAACGGAACCCACAGCAUCACCACUGCCCUCCAGGCACCUGUCGGCUCAGCUCCAGUUGUGGCAAGCCCUCUCCACCUGCUGGCAGCCCACGCCUCAGCUUCCGCCUCCCUCCCCACCAAGAGGCAGAACAGCGACCAGCUGGUGAACGAACAGCCGGAUGCUAAACGUGUGAAGUCUGAGGAUGAGACGGGUCCAGCAGCAGAGACGGACUCGCCGGCAGCCAACGACUAACCAAACUAAUCCACUAGACCACUCAAGCCCCACCACCACCACCAUCUCCUCCCUCACACCUCCUCUCUCGUCCUGUCGUCUGUUUCUUUCUCCCACCGCUCACUACUGAGGUGCCAAGCAGAGAAGAUUCUUUUCCGUCUCCGUUGGUUCGUCCGCUAAACAACCCUGAAGAAUCCACCCCUUUAAAAACUGGAACAUGGGUCGAGAACAAAACAGAAAUGGGACAAAAAUGUGACCUGAAGGUGUCCCCUGUGAGCCGCUGAGACAUGACAUUGACUAAAGAAAGACCACAGGAAGCCUUAACAAAUAAAGCCGACCUUUGACCUCAAGUGAUCUGACCGGGAGAGACCCUGACCCGGCUCGGGCUGCAUGCCACCUUUCUGUCGCAUCUACCUCAGAGCAGAUUGGAGACUCUGGCAGCCAGCAGAACAUACUUCCCCCAACCCGUUAGAGUCCGAACGACGUGACCAGCGAGUUUAACGAGCAUUCAGUGGUUCAGUUGUUGUGUUUUUAUUUUGUUUUUUGUUUUUGCUUUUUGUUUCAUAUAACAAUAAGAGAAUCUUAAAGGGAUUAUCUCGGAGCCAAGAUUUUUAAAGUUCUGGCAGCUAGCCUCUCAUGAAACUGACCUUCCUUAAUUGCAGCUGUGCGUAGAUAUGCAGUAUUUUGUUGUUGAAGAUGUGGAUCAUAGGAUUUUUUUUAUGUAUUUACACUUAUCUAGAGAGUAAUAAAUUAAUAAAGGAAGCAUUCUCAGUGGUGAGGUUGGUGACAUUUCGGUAACUAAGUUAGAAACUUUUUCCUGUGAACUUUUGUUUUCUGUUCCGUGAACCAGUGGAAUAGUUUUGGCUAAACUCCCCCUACCCUAUUCUGACAUAUCCAUAUCAAAUUGCAUUGUUAUACUUUCAUAUUUUAAUACUUGCACAGAUAUAAGCAAAUCUCCAUGUGUAGUUCCAGAUGUUGCAUGUAUCCGACAGAAAAGUCUUCAACUGUAAAUUGAACGGAGGAACAAAAGAGACCCGCUUUGUCCAAAACCAGACCUGCACUUGACGAAAUGUUUGCGUUUCCUUCCUCCUGCUUUUCUUCUUUUUGUUUCCCGUUCCACCUUCCUCGUACUCCUAAAUGUCCCUGCAGGCUGUGUUGAUGUUGUGGUGUUGGCAGAACCCCCCACCCUCACCCCCCUCUCACAUAAAACCCAUUUGCGUGAUUAUUUUGGCCCAGUUCUGGCGACCCGGCAAGUCUGUUUUCUGAUUGUACACGUUCCAAACAAUAGUAAGAAAAAAAUUGAUGUUUGUUCUGCUUCAGUGGAGAAAUGCUUUUUUUUUUAAAUAAAUUAAUUUAAAGUGUUAA
This is a messenger RNA of Nothobranchius furzeri (turquoise killifish), 3381 nucleotides long. It is a transcript of the gene foxk2b, whose product is annotated as forkhead box K2b. The record is from RefSeq and is a predicted model, not a curated record. Gene Ontology annotation, molecular function: DNA-binding transcription factor activity, RNA polymerase II-specific; protein binding; RNA polymerase II cis-regulatory region sequence-specific DNA binding. Lineage: Eukaryota; Metazoa; Chordata; Actinopteri; Cyprinodontiformes; Nothobranchiidae. Gene Ontology annotation, biological process: regulation of transcription by RNA polymerase II.